CACGCGUCCCGGCGUUGAACGCGUCCCACGUGACUCACUGAACGCGACCAUCACUCAUCAUCCGAAUUAUCCCAGGUUGCGUGUAAACAGACUCACCAUGGCUGCUGCAGCAACUUUGAUACAGCAUCGACAGCUUUCCUCACCGUCUGCAUCGUCUGAAAUUUGAGAAUGUCACGCACAUACACAGCGUUCUUCUACGGCACACUCCUCCACCCAGCGAUCCUUUGCCGCGUUAUCGGCCAUAAAGGCCAAAAGUUGGAGAUAUGUCCUGCUCUGCUGAUAGACUACACGCGUCACCAAAUCAAGCACGCAGACUACCCAGCUGUACUGCCAUACAGCCGAUCUCGCGCCCUCUACGAGCACGACUUGGCUUCGGAAGAACGGGUAGUCCGGGGCACGCUCGUCAAGGGCCUCGAACAACCCGACAUCGAGCUGCUAGACACCUUCGAGGGCGACGAGUACACGCGCGAGGACGUCCCCGCUUACCCGCUCGGCCCUUUCGUCCCGCUCUCCUCGCCCGAGAGCGCCGCGGCCGCCCCGCUCGGCACACCCCCGCCGCUCCCUCCGCUCGACACCCUCGGUCCGCCCGUGCCCGCGCAGACAUAUGUGUGGGCGCAGCCCGUAUCACAACUCUCUCCGACGAUCUGGGAGUACGCCGACUUCGUGCGGGACAGCGCCCACAAAUGGGUCGGCGUGGGCGCGGACGCGAACGCGGACUACGUCGAGGUCGAUCGACGGCGGGCGAUGAACGGGAGAAUUGCGGCAGAUGAGGUGACGAGCAUCGUAGUAGAGAAGGAGUGAAUGGAUAGCACACCGGAGCCGUUCUGUCCUUUCAUUCGUGGGUCGGUGUGGACGUGUGUAAACGAGGUCAAAUCAUUGCCCGAGUCUCGUCGUUCGGACGUACUUAAGGUCCUGCCAAUGACGU
Rhodofomes roseus is the source of this 925-nucleotide messenger RNA. RefSeq lists its product as uncharacterized. The coding region runs from base 169 to 801 and encodes 210 amino acids. NCBI's taxonomy places the organism in Eukaryota, Fungi, Basidiomycota, Agaricomycetes, Polyporales, Fomitopsidaceae. The record is from RefSeq and is a predicted model, not a curated record. The transcript has 4 exons.